This is a messenger RNA of Penaeus monodon (black tiger shrimp), 1010 nucleotides long. Its product is annotated as keratin, type I cytoskeletal 10-like. The record is from RefSeq and is a predicted model, not a curated record. The transcript has 2 exons. Lineage: Eukaryota; Metazoa; Arthropoda; Malacostraca; Decapoda; Penaeidae. Bases 59 to 910 code for a protein of 283 amino acids.
AAGUCUGUAGGAGGAGCAAUAGCCUUCUAGGUAUAUAUAAAGAGCGUCCCUUGCUUGUAUGAUAUCGACAUUCAACAUGAAGCUCCAAAUAUUAUUAUUGGUGGCUGUCGCAUCCGCUGCACCUCAGGGUUAUAAUUUACCCAAUCCUUCUGGCCCAUCAUUUAACGCCGGGGGUUGUGGGGGUGGACAAGUGCAACACGUGGAUGGCAGCUGUGUCACACCUCAAGUGAACAGUCGUGUGUUCUUGUAUGAUGUGCCGGCAAAUCAAGCUUCUUCCAGUCGGCCAGCGUAUGUUCCCAAACCUAAAUUGGAACGUAAUAUUGUUUUCGUGAGACUUCCAGAAGGUGGUCAAGGACCAGAACCCAUCGUCGUUCCUCCUCCGAGGCAACAACACGUUUUGUUCGUCCUUAACAAGCAGUCUGAACAAGGUCAACAAGUGAUCGAGGUGCCAGCACCACCACCUUCGGAUCCCGAAGUGUUCUUCGUGAACUACGCAGAAGGAGAGAACCCGACUCUUCCUGGUGGAGUAGACCUCCAAACGGCGCUGAGUGCUGCUUCUCAAGGUGGCGGUCAAGUCGUAGGAGGUGGUGGCGGUGGAGGUUCUGGUGGCGGCAUCGGAGGCGGAUUUGGAGGUGGCAUCGGAGGUGGAAUUGGAGGCGGCAGUGGAGGUGGAUUUGGAGGUGGUAUUGGCGGUGGAUUUGGAGGUGACAUUGGUGGUGGAUUUGGAGGUGGUGUCGGAGGGGGGUUUGGAGGUGGAUUUGGAGGUGGAAUUGGAGGCGGCAGUGGAGGUGGAUUCGGAAGCGGCAGUGGAGGUGGAUUCGGAAGCGGCAGUGGAGGUGGUCUUGGAGGUGGAUCUGGCGGUGGAAGCUACAGUCCCCCUAGUCCCUCCUCUGUAUAUAGUGGACCAUAAAUGUCGAAAACAUUCUGUGAUUCAAGAAUAUGUUACAGUAUCAAGUUGAUACUUGAAAAUCAAAAGAUUUUGGUUUGCUACUAUUUAUCGAUAAAUACAU